GUGUGAACUGCAAACACCUGAAAGUGUCCCGCAUGCGCAGUAGAGGGCGCAAUAAGGUCAUACAUAGUGCUCAGUUCUUGCCAACCGCCAUUAAAAAAAAGUAGAAGAAGAACUCAGUGUUUGCGGAAGUAAACAUGGAUGCUAACGGUGUAACAUAUCUUACGAUUUUGAAGUUGUUAUCCAACCGGAGCAACAACUUAAUCCUCGUUAUCUUCCGCCAUGGUUGUUGUUUUUCUUCCCGCUUGCGUAUCAGGGCGCAGAAUAGUGACGUUUGUCGAGUAUCAAUGACGUUCCGGUCGGCUCAACGCGACAUGUCUGUACAGACUCCGGCUGUAUUUGAAAAGAUCGGAUGCGUAUCGGAUAUCCAAGUGGCCUGGGUCGCAUUCGAAAAAAUCCGAUCUGUGUUGUUCAUAGUGUCAUAAAACGAUCAGAUACAGGUCGCAGUAAGAAAAAUAUCGGAAUAAUUGGGUCACUUCCGGCCGCAGAGUGACCGCAGCCGUUUCCUCUGCAGGGCUACAGCAGCAGCAGAGAGUACAUCGCCACGCAGGAUCCUCUGCCCAACACAGUUGUUGAUUUCUGGCGGAUGAUUUGGGAACAAAAAGUGAAGACAGUUGUCAUGGUUACCAACCACAUCGAAGCAGGACUGACCAAAUGUGCACAGUACUGGCCUGAAGACAUGAAGCAGAGACAGUAUGGAGACGUGUUGGUCUCUGUAACAUCUGAACUGAAGGAGCAAAACUGGACGCUGAGGCAGUUUACCGUCAAACAGAAAAGAAGCUCAGAGGAACGAUCAGUCAAACAUUUCCACUUCACUGUCUGGCCUGAUCGCGGCGUCCCUCAGGGCACAGAGGUCCUGAUCCAGUUCAGAAGGAUUGUGAGGCAGGACAUAGAGAGUGACGGAUCAGAGUCACCAACCGUGGUUCACUGCAGUGAUGGAGUGGGAAGAACGGGAACUUUCAUCGCUCUGGACUUCCUGCUGCAGCAGCUGGAGAAACAACAAGCUGUCGGCAUCAAGGACUUUUUACACAGGAUGAGGCGACAUCGGUCACACAUGGUGCAGACGGAGUCGCAGUACAUUUUCCUGCACCAGUGCAUCAUGGGCAGCCUGCAGCGAUGCGCGACCCAGGAUGAACACGUUUAUGAGAACGAUGACACGUACGCAAACACCAUCUAUCUUAAAGAAAUUAUUUAACACAAAACUAGUUUCAUUCCUGGAAUAACUGUAGAUAAUGGCAAACCAACUCUGUGGAUAGAUUAAAGGUGGAUGGAUUGAUAAAAAUAUUGAUAAUAUCAAUACCAAGUCGGUAUUGAUAUUGGAUAGAUAUUAACUUUGGUUUCACAUUUUCUGUUGAGAUUUAUUUUAGUUUUGUAUUUUUUAUCUCUACCUUAAAAGAAGAUGUUGUGAGAUUUGCUCUGAAAUGUUUUUGCACUUUAUUUAGGAAAAAACAUACUCAAUUUUUUUUUUUUCAGUUUAUUGUGUUGAUGUUAAAGUAUUUUGUAGACGCCUAUCAACUUUUUCCAAAUUCUGUCUUAGCUUUUAACAAAAUAAUUCAAAGAAAAAACUACAAAACAGUUUUGUUUUGUGACUUCUGAUUGGUCAGAAGUUUAUUAUAACAAACUUAAAUAGUAAAAAGUAUCGGUAUUGGUAUCGGUAUUGGUGAUACUAGUUGUGCUAUCGGAUCGAUACCAAAAUAUGUAGCAUUGCACACCUCUAGUCAAGAUGUGAUUGUUUUAUACUGAAUGUUUAAUAAAUGUUGUACUGUAAAAAAA
Molecule: messenger RNA, 1770 nt
Organism: Xiphophorus couchianus (Monterrey platyfish)
Lineage: Eukaryota; Metazoa; Chordata; Actinopteri; Cyprinodontiformes; Poeciliidae
Product: receptor-type tyrosine-protein phosphatase eta-like
Exons: 5
Coding region: 584-1192 (202 amino acids)
Biological process (GO): protein dephosphorylation
Molecular function (GO): protein tyrosine phosphatase activity
Source: RefSeq, a predicted model, not a curated record